Molecule: messenger RNA, 2004 nt
Organism: Erpetoichthys calabaricus (reedfish)
Lineage: Eukaryota; Metazoa; Chordata; Cladistia; Polypteriformes; Polypteridae
Gene: gpnmb
Product: glycoprotein (transmembrane) nmb
Exons: 11
Coding region: 138-1844 (568 amino acids)
Biological process (GO): cell adhesion
Molecular function (GO): integrin binding
Source: RefSeq, a predicted model, not a curated record
GGUAUUUAUCUAGUAUAUGGUGUUAACGGGAUGAGCUGAUCGAGCUGGCACAGUGUUGGCCAGCAGACUAAGGGAGAGUCUUCUGAGAUUCGGCUUUUUCCAAUUUCUUCAUUUUAUUUUACUUGUUCUGCUUGUAAAUGAGUAAGGAAAGUGCCGCAAUGGGAAGACUGCCGUGGGUUUGCUGCCUCUUGAUCUUUGCUUUAUUCGUUGCAGUGGAUACGCACAAACGUGUCAGUGAUGUGAUGCCCAGUGGCUCCCUUAGAGGUGCUAAAAACUCUCAACAUAUUAAAGGUUGGGCUCCUGACACAAACGCCUGGAAUGAAGAGUUGUAUCCUUGCAUUAACCACAAUCACAGACGACGACGAGGGAAUUUUUCUAUUCAGCUUACCAGUGACAGUCCUGCUCUGAUUGGCUCAAACAUCACCUUCACUGCAAGGGUUAUGUUUUCCAGAUGUCCAAAGGAAGAUGACCGUGGGAAUGUCUUGUAUGACCGCGAGUGUGAUGAUGCUGAAUCACUUCAGUCCAGAUCUGGAUACAACUGGACAUCCUCCCUGGACGAUUAUGGCUACAGCAAUUGCACUGGCAUACUUUGCAAUGUAUUCCCCGAUGGCAGGCCCUUCCCGCAGCACUCUGACUGGAGAAGGCACUCCUUUGUAUAUGUCUGGCACACAAUGGGCCAAUAUUUCCAAACCACUGGAGGUCCUGUGUCCAGCGUUUCUCUCAAUACCAGCAGCUUCACCCUUGGCACUCAACUCAUGGAGGUGCUGGUUUAUGUCAAAAAGGAGCAUCGCAGGAACAUUCCUAUUGCCAAUACAACAGAUCUCUAUGCUAUUGUGGAUUUCAUUCCCCUCUUUGUGAACAUUUCCCAAAAGAAUGAUCGCAAUGCUUCAGACUACAUCUUCAUCAAGGACGCAAAUGUCCUCUUCACUGCAGUGCUUCAUGAUCCCAGCCACUAUCUGAGCAAUGCAGUGGUGCUUUACCAGUUUAACUUUGGUGAUAAUCGCACUGUCAACAGCUUGAAUAGCUCAUUCAGUCAUAUCUAUAGGUUGGAGGGAAAUGUCACAGUCAAUGUAACUGUUGAGGCAAUUAUUCCUGUGCCUUGUGGCCCACCAACUCCAACACCAGUGGUACCAACAUCUGGCUCCCCCAGUACAACUACAGAUGAACCAUUCACAACCACACUUCCCCUCUCCACUGCCUCCGUGACUAGCAGUGCACCCACUACAGAGCCUUUUCUGGAUGGAUGGAUAUCAAAUUGCAGCAUCCACAGGUUUGGCAACUUUAAGGCUGACCUGACUAUUGUGGCUGGAGUUGUUGCUGUAGACAGUGUCCAGAUGACCAGAAUGGUGGAAAUCUCAACCAUUCCAAUGACUAGUGUUGCAGUGGACUUCUUGGUGUUGUGCAAUGGAAGCGUACCCACGUCAGUCUGCACCACAAUAAUGGAUUCCACAUGUGCAAGUGUAAAAGAUAUCACAUGUGACGAUGUUCAGUCUUCUGACCAGUGUCAACUUGUUGUGCAUCGUUCCUUCAACCAAAGUGGCAUCUUCUGUGUGAACUUCACCCUCAGUGAUGCAGCAAGCCUGGCCCUCACUAGUCUGUUUGUGGACAUCCAAACAGAGAAUGGAUCUGUCCCUGCAGCAGGCUAUGUGCUAACUGCAGUCCCUGUUCUUGCAGUUUUUGCUGUGGUGUUAUAUGUGCUCAACAAGCGUUACAAACGGUACAAACCUGUGACUGAGGUGCCUAAUGUUGGAUUGGCUGUAUAUUUCAGUCAGCUGAAGGCCAGCUUUUUCUCUGGGAAUGAAGAAAACAACCCACUGCUGCAGACCAAGCCCUCCAGCGUGUGAAACAUGUGGACUUUAGAUAUCCAGUGUGCCUUAAGGUGGCUAUAAACUGCAUGUAAUCUAUAAAGGCUUGUAAUAUAAUGCUGAACCAGAAGCCUUUGCUAUUCUAACAUUAACUAAUUUUGCCAUUUAUAAGAAACCUAUUAAAUUUUUACAUUUGUAA